AUGAAGCCGCUCCGGUUUGGCGCUCUUGUGCCAGAUCGAGAUUCCGCUGCCAAACGAGCAAACCAGGAUCGGCGCGAGGUGCUCAAGAUCUUCGCCAACGCCAUCACAAAGCGCAGGGAUACCGACUAUGUCGUUGAGGAAGAAGAUUUCAUGAAGGCCUGGGGCCUACGUGUCGCCAGCUCGACUAUGAGAAGGUGCAGCUCCGACAUCUGGGACAUCGGAGACGACAAGCCUGCCUACACUGGGCGAGGACUUGUUGCAGCGCUCAUGGAGCUCGCCUGCUUAAUUCCAAGUUUCAGAUUACCAGCAGCACUGCGCUGCUACUACCACGGCGUCGCCUACCAGCAGCCCUGA
Symbiodinium sp. CCMP2456 is the source of this 354-nucleotide messenger RNA. The record is from the annotation of a GenBank genome assembly. NCBI's taxonomy places the organism in Eukaryota, Dinophyceae, Suessiales, Symbiodiniaceae.